Messenger RNA from Rhea pennata, 3441 nucleotides. It is a transcript of the gene SERGEF, whose product is annotated as secretion regulating guanine nucleotide exchange factor. Gene Ontology annotation, biological process: protein ubiquitination. The transcript is spliced from 11 exons. Lineage: Eukaryota; Metazoa; Chordata; Aves; Rheiformes; Rheidae. Bases 30 to 1205 code for a protein of 391 amino acids. The record is from RefSeq and is a predicted model, not a curated record. Gene Ontology annotation, molecular function: ubiquitin protein ligase activity. Gene Ontology annotation, cellular component: membrane; cytoplasm.
AAGGGCGCGGAGCCGCCGCCGCCGGCCCUAUGGAGCGGGCGCUCUUCGCCUGGGGUGCAAACAGCUAUGGACAACUUGGUCUUGGUCAUAAAGAGGAUACGCUAGCACCUCAGUCACUGAAAGAUGUUUCCUGCAAAUGUCAAGGCUUUAAAAGCAUUACUGGAGGAGGAGGACACUCUGCGCUUAUCACUGAUGCUGGAGAGCUCUUUGUAUGUGGCCGUAACAAAGAAGGACAGUUGGGACUGAAUCACUCGGAGGAUGUACUGUGUUUUACUUUGUGCACUGCCCUGUCUGGCUUUUGUGUUACACAAAUUGCUUGUGGUUGGGACUUUACAAUCAUAUUAGUAGGAACUGGCCUGGUUCUCUCCUGUGGGUCUAACUCUUUUGGACAACUAGGAGUUCCUCAAAUUUCAGGUCCUUGCUUGAUUCCACUAAAGAUUGAGUCCAUGAAAGAGAAGGUAGUGGAUAUUUCUGCAGGACUGAGGCAUGCCCUUGCUGCUACAGAGAGCGGUUUGGUGUUUCAGUGGGGAACUGGCAUGGCAUCUCGGGCAAAGCGCACAAGCCAAGGAAAAACUCUCCCCCUGUUCUUGACAGCAAAGGAACCCUGUGGGGUAACAGGCCUGGAAGAUAUAAAGGUGAAGAGAGUUGCUGCGGGUACCUACCAUUCGGUGUCACUCACAGAUGAAGGAUGCCUGUAUGUCUGGGGUAGCAACAAACACGGGCAGCUAGUGAGCAAAGAGAUCUUUCUUCUUGAGCCCAAGAAAAUAGAGACUCAUUUUUUUUCACAUGAAAAGAUUGGAGCCGUUUGGAGUGGAUGGGCACACUUGGUGGCACAAACAGAAACUGGCAAGAUAUUCACUUGGGGUAGAGCAGACUAUGGGCAACUUGGAAGGUGUGCAGUGGUUCCCGAUGAACAGGAGGUGUGCAGAGCAUCGGAACAACACUUGGAGCGGUUAUGUAACAUCCCUAUUUCAGUGCCUUGCCUGGAGGGAGCAUCUCAGAUCGCAUGUGGCUCAGAGCAUAAUCUGGCAGUAGUUGGUGGCUGCUGCUUCUCCUGGGGAUGGAAUGAACAUGGGAUGUGCGGUGAUGGCACAGAAGCGAACGUCCAUGUCCCGAAGCUGGUCGAAGCUCUUGGUCACGCGGAGCAGAUGAUAGUUGGGUGUGGGGCAGGGCACUCCAUGGCUUUCUGUCAAACUCCGCAUUAGACUCGUCACGUCAGGAACCGCAGCGUCACGGAUGGGAACGUCUUUGCAAAGGGUGGCUCAGGAGGGCUGCGAGAGGAUUACCUAUAAUUGACACAACAGUCUGAAGAUGCAGAAGUAGUUUGUUCCAAAGCUAAAAGGAAUGAUACUCAUAAAGCUAUUUUAUAAAGACAAACUGCAUAUAUAUAUAUGUGUGUGUGUAUGUGUGUAUACAUAUAUACACACAUAUAUGUAUGCGUUUUUUUAAUUAUUUCAUGAAUUCUUUUCACAGGAAUUGUACUCACAGGUAGAAUGACAAACAUUUUGCUCUGAUGCAAUACCAGUGAAGAAGUAAUGAGUUUUUCUUUGUCUUUUGAGAUGUUUUUGGAGGAGGAAACUGACUGCCUAAUCACUGAUCAUUAGAGUUGAAAUUUGGUCUGACGAGCUAGUUAGUGUGAAGAAGUGAACAUUCAGGGAUACUUUUACUCUUUUAAUUUUGUGUGUUUGUGUCAUGAUGAACAUGUGUAGCACCUCCCAGCUUCUACCAUAGUGAACUCCCAGAAUCGCUGAAAAUCCCAUUUGCAUCACAGUAGUGUCACUGGAUGUAAAUAUAUACAUGCAUGUAUUUUAAACAGAAGAUCAGAAUUGAAAAGAAUAAAGGAGGUGUAAUUUAGAAGUCUGACAAAAGGAGAAAGUUCUGAAACUAACUAUAUCUUGAUUAAACUGUGAAAGGAGCAGCAAUUAUAAGGAACUAUAUUCUGUACCAGGCAUCCGUUUAUUACAGAUUUUCAGGGAUGCAGCUCCAUCAUAAUUAUUGGUAAGUUGCAAACCUGACCUAAAGUUUUUGAAGCUACUGCUUGGAGAAGAAAAACCUUUUAGAGUUUUUGGAAACUAUAGAAAACUUGUCAAAGUGCAUAAGUCAACUGUAGCUAUUAAGGACAGCUGGAUCCAACAUAGCUCCUGUGGUUCUAGCUGCCUUUGAAAAGGAAGACCUCCCAGUCUGAAAGGAAAGUUUCUAUCAGUUCUCUACCCUAAAGAGCCUUAUGCAGCUCACAAGGAUCCUGAUAAUUUCAGACUAGUUCUCACCUCUGUUUCUCAGCCCAGCUGAGUUACUGUUCAGAGCAUGCUCACAAUACUUUUUCCAGGUAAGUGCUUGGCAGAGGGAAUAAAGGCCUAACAUUUGUUUUGGUGGGCGAAAUGGAAAAGUGCAAGAUACUUUCAGAUAUUACUAAGUACUUAUACUAAAGAGAAUUUUGGAAGCUAGUUAUAAAACUUUCUCACAUAAACACUGUGGAUGCUGGAUGUUUACCACCCACGAUAGUUAAAUUUUCUGUGGUAUUUGGUGUAUUCAGAGCUCUAAAUAGAAAAUACUACUGUGUGCUAAACGCACCUUUUAAUGAGACCCACUGUUGCUAAACAGUGGUUUAAUUUUUAAAGCAAGCUUGCCAGGAAAGGAGCCUUACAAAAUGCUAGGAGAAGGACUCUUAGAAAAUAGGACAGGAGAACUUUCUAAUGAUGUAUCAGUUCAGUCAUGAGGAGGAGAAAUUAUGGUAGUAAUAUGCUCUGUGAGGAUAUUUUUUCCCCUUAGUUUUACAGUAGUCGUAGUUCAUGGCCUUAUUUUCAGAUACACUUUCUUUUCUGUUGAAUAGAGAAAAAACUCAAGCUGACUAUGGAGCUGAUUAUAACUGCAUUAAAGACAUUGAAAGAAACAUGAAAAUAGUAACAAAAUGGGUCCUCUGCAAAAAAUGUGGAAAUUGAGCCUUUUAUUGUGAUUUUUCUUUUUUUAAUCCCUGUGUUGGUUGUGGCUGUUCAUGGUAAUAUAUUAUUCCAUGCUGCUACCUCUUGCACUUUUUCUUGCAUGAUGAGGUUCUAUUUAUUGACUCUCCUCUUUGCUAUUUUGCAGAUACAGCAGUGUAGCAGUGUCUGAUAUAUGCACUGAACGGUUUUGCAUACUUUUCUGGCUGUUGUCUUUGAGGCUUUUACCUGCUUUUAACGCCAAAAUCCAUGUACUAAAUAAAUGUGUUACCCUGUUUCAGUAAUCCUGGCCUCUAAAUAGUUUUAUUUCUGUUUUUAACAGCUGGUAUGUGUCCCCUCAAACCUAAGAGCUACUAUAUUGAGCAUGUUUUGAUUGUAUAUGCUGCUGCUGCAGUGCAGUUCAGAGAAACCCAACAAAUUAUGUAACAAAUAAAUGCAACUUGGUUGUAUGAAAUGUUUAUUUUUUCAGAUCAAUAAAAUAAAAAUGCUUUUGAAAUCUAAAGAA